ACCAACAGAUUAACCGCAGAGGAGCGAAGCCCACCACCGAUUUUGCUAUAAAUGGGAACAUACUUCUCCUUUUCGCGGAAGAGCAGAGUGUUCCAUUAACCCUAGCCGCGCCACUCUCACUCUGUCCGGCGGAUUAUUGGCCGUAGGUUCUUAGCAUUCAAAAGGCUUGUGAAAAUGGCUUUUUGCAGUAGAUUUGGAACUCUUAUGAAGCAGACUAUUUCCCAGAAUAAUGGGCCUGUGCCAGUGGCAUCCAUGCUUAAUGCUAUGCGGUGCAUGUCAUCUACCAGACUUUUCAUUGGAGGUCUUUCAUAUGAAACUGAUAACCAAUCUCUCAAGGAUGCAUUUUCUUGCUUUGGCGAUGUUGUGGAUGCAAGGGUCGUCACUGAGAGAGAAACAGGAAGGUCUAGAGGAUUUGGGUUUGUGAACUUCGCCACUGAUGAAUCUGCCAGCUCCGCCCUAUCGGGAAUGGAUGGACAGGAACUCAACGGACGAAACAUUCGUGUGGUCUAUGCUACCGACAGACCGGCGCGGGGCUCUGCUUCUGGUGGCGGCUUUGGUUCUGGUGGCUAUCGUGGUGGGUUUGGCAAUGCCAGAGAGUGAUGGUUUCUGAGGCUCCAGUGGAUGGCUUUACCCGCUCUGCCUCUUGUCUCAAGAUGCUCUAUUCUUGGAUAGGAUAUCUUCGGAACUAGUUUUGUUUUGCUGGUUAUGCUUUUGACAUCUGUAGAUUAGGAUUUUAGUGUUGCUUUGCAUCAUGAACUUGGUGGCCUGGCAGCAGCCAUAUGGCUGCUAAAUGGAUUUUCUAUUAUCUAUUAUUGAGCCAAUGCUGGGCCGGGCCGGACCUAAGAAUCUCAAAUAGAAGAUUGGACAGAUUUAGUUUGGAUUUGAACAA
Diospyros lotus (date-plum) is the source of this 889-nucleotide messenger RNA. RefSeq names its product glycine-rich RNA-binding protein 2, mitochondrial-like. The record is from RefSeq and is a predicted model, not a curated record. Gene Ontology annotation, molecular function: mRNA binding. The coding region runs from base 175 to 600 and encodes 141 amino acids. NCBI's taxonomy places the organism in Eukaryota, Viridiplantae, Streptophyta, Magnoliopsida, Ericales, Ebenaceae. The transcript has 5 exons.